Panicum virgatum (switchgrass) is the source of this 1055-nucleotide messenger RNA. Its product is annotated as FCS-Like Zinc finger 2-like. The record is from RefSeq and is a predicted model, not a curated record. NCBI's taxonomy places the organism in Eukaryota, Viridiplantae, Streptophyta, Magnoliopsida, Poales, Poaceae. The transcript is spliced from 2 exons. The coding region runs from base 135 to 668 and encodes 177 amino acids.
CCUCAUCUCUCUUCUUUCUCUCUCCUCCUACCCACCUAUAGGAAGCUCUCCCGGUGCUCACCACCUCAGGUGAGGUGAGGUGAUCCCUCCCUCCCCCUCCUUCCCCCACCCUCCCCUCCCCACUCCUCAUCGCCAUGCUCCCGAGAAGGCAGAGCAUCUUCCACCUCGGGGAGGAGGGUGGCGCCGCCGUCCACCACCACCGCGUCGGCGUCGUCGGCGCGGCCAUGGCCGGAGCCAACGGCCGGCGCGCGCGCGAGCGCGAGCGCCUCGUCGUAGGGCUCCAGAUCCUGGUGCAGCAGCACCACCACAGCCAUGGUCGGCACGCGCACGCGGCGGCUAGCAUCGUAUUGAAGCAGAUGGUGAGGCCACGCGCCGCCGCCGCCUCGCGCCACGCCGGCGUGCCGUGCCGCUUCCUCAAGGCCUGCUCCCUCUGCCGGCGGGACCUCAGCCCUAGCAAGGACGUCUACAUGUAUAGGGGAGACCAGGGCUUCUGCAGCGAGGAGUGCCGGUCGGAGCAGAUCCUGGUGGACGAGGCGCGCGAGCGACAGGCGGCGGUGGCGGGGAGCAAGGAGCGUCAGCGGCGAGGCCAGGCUCACCACCACAGCCCCCACCGCACGCCCAACCGGGGCCGGCCGCCGCCGAGGAAGCCACUUGCCGUCGUGGCCUAAAGAGACGACACCAAGGCAACAAAGACGAUAGCGGAAGGCAUCAUGAUGCAGGAUCAGUACUAGUACUAAUUAGUUAAUUACAAUAAUCUCUGCUCUUCUUGUCACCGGUCGGAUCGAGGGGGAUGAGUGCUAGACAAGCUACUACAUAUAAUUAUCAAUCAAGGAGCAUGCGUGUGUGUUCAUGGCGAAGUGGGUUCAACAAAAGGAAGCAAAACUUAAGAGAGAUCGAUUGGGUGUUUAAAAAAAAAACAAAUCUGUUUUUUGCAUGUUGCAACCUUGAAGGGUGUAAUUUGCUCCUGUACUCUACGGCAUCCAAUUGAUUGGAGAGUGUAGCGAAAAUGGCCUCUCAUGCCAUAUUUCAAUAUAUUGUUUUGGCGAUUGAUGACA